Salarias fasciatus (jewelled blenny) is the source of this 2590-nucleotide messenger RNA. RefSeq names its product centrosomal protein 72 (gene cep72). Lineage: Eukaryota; Metazoa; Chordata; Actinopteri; Blenniiformes; Blenniidae. The record is from RefSeq and is a predicted model, not a curated record. The coding region runs from base 1 to 1722 and encodes 573 amino acids. Gene Ontology annotation, molecular function: protein binding. The transcript has 14 exons.
AUGGCGGCGGAGUGUUUGACAACACUGACGGAAAAAUGGAUCCGGGACAGAUUACGUCUUAAACAUCCGUGGCUCGGUGAUGUCCGGACACUGAGCCUCCCGGGGACGUGUGAGGAGAAGAUCAUACACCUGGGGCAUGCUCUGAAUAACUUCGUCCGUCUGAAGUCUCUGGACCUGUCCUGCAAUGCUCUCGUCUCUGUUGAGGGCAUCCAACAUUUAAAAAUGCUGGAAAGGCUGAUACUCUACAAUAACUGCAUCCCUUCCCUUGAAGAGGUAGAAGUUCUUUACGAACUGCCUUCUUUAAAAGAGUUGGACCUGCGGCUCAACCCUCUCACCAAAACGUACCCGCACUACCGCCCUUAUCUGGUGCACGCCAUGCCCAACCUGCGCAAGCUCGAUAGCUGUUCAGUCAGAGACACUGAGCGCAAAACUGCAAUAUUGCAGUUUUCCUCUGACCUUCUUCUUGAGGAGAAGAGGAAGAAAACGAAGAGCGCCUCUCAGAAUCCCACUGAAGAUCAAAGAAGCAGUAAUCAGAGACUGGCUUUAGUCGACCGCAUUACCAGGAGGCUCUCUCCCCUGACUGACAGUCACGACAUCGUGUUGAAUUUUGUUGAGACAAACAGCGCCGGCCAAAGGGGAAUCGCCUCUGACUCACUUCAUGAGGGAGCAGAGGAAUCCAAAGAGGAGAACUCAGAAGAUUAUACAGAACAAAGAAGUUCGACCCCAAAAAUGGAAUCUGCAAAGUCCAUCCUCAGGUGUCCAUCCACUAAAAAAGAUAAUGCAGAGUCCGAGGGGCUUCACGUGAAAAAAGCAUCUAAUAAGAAAAGCUCUACCUCACUAAAAGUGGCUGAAAAACCCAAAGUGUCGUUUGGCCCGUACGUGGACAGACCCAGCUCCGUGCCUGCAGACCACCAGAGAGACUCCCCCAAACACAGCAGACAUCCAGCCAGGGGCUUCUUCACCCCAAACCCCGACCCAAGCCGCCCUCGGAGUGCGUCCUUGAUGAACAUUCGCCCUCCCAGUCCGCGGCGUCCUGGUUUGAAUCUGUCUGACCCCUCUAACCCCAUCUUACAUCCGCCAAGACUGACGUACUCCAACAGGACAGAAGGGGGCUCCAGUCUGCCGCAGCACGCCCCAAAGAUGAAACGGGGUGGUUAUAGAAAACCUCUGGAGAUGCUGCUCAACCUGGUGGACAGACACUGGAAGGGAGAGAGAUCUCUGCAUCAUAACAACAACUUCCUGUCUCAAGCGGUCCAGAUACUCUCCAUGAUGGAAAGCGAUCUUUCCAGCCGGGAGGCCGAGGUCAGGACCUUGAGAAAGGAAGCCGAUGGUCUGAAAUUCCAAGCGGCGGCACGAGAGGAAGAGCACAGAACCGAAAUGAGCAGCCUCUCCGCUCGGCUGGAGGAGGCUCGCUCGGCGGUGGGCAGACUGAAUGAGCAGCUGAGGGUCGUCUUGGAGGAGAACGUCGACCUGCAGAAGCAGCUCAUCAAGCUGGAGCGGCAGUACCUCCGGUCUAUGAUGAAGAGCUCGCCGAUCAGUCAGAUCAGAGAGGCGCAGACAGAAGUAGACGAGCUGAAGAAGGAGAUCGAGGGUCUGAGGAAGAAAGUUAAAGAGUCUGAAAAAGACAAAGAGCUGUCAAACAUCCUGCAAGAAAGUCACAGGUCUCUGGUGGCGAACAGCGAACGUUUGCUUGCCGAGCUGAAGGAAAACGUGGAAAGCUAAAGACGCAUGGUGACUGAGGAGAAACGCUGUAGGAUAGAAAUUUCAAAGCAGAGUCUUCCAUUAGCUUGAGGCAGAGCAGCUACAGACUUUUUAAUAUUCUUUUUUUUUUAAUUUAAUUUAUUCUACUGCAGUGUACAUAGAAUUUUCCUGCAUAUUGAGUUCUCAGUGCUUUUGAUGAAUUAUGUUUAUUAUUUUGGGGCGGAAAAAAAUGUAUAGGCUGUGUUGGCUUGAUAUAAACUGUGAGAAGAGAAAGCAAUUUAUUCACGAAACGUUGUGUAUGUGAGUGUGACAGGACUGUUAUGUGAACAAAUGAUUUUACGGGAAAAAUGUUUGUGAGAAGGUCAUAAUGUGUUUCCUGGAUCCGUAGCAAGACUGUGUCUCUCUCUCGCUCUCUCUCUCUCUCUCUCGCCUGUUUUUUAUUUUUUUUUAUUUUUUUUUUUAGGUCAGUUGUGUCUCCAUCUGCUUUGUACGCUGCAGUGGAAUGAAUGCAUCUAGAUUCCAGCUGCACUGUGACUUUAUUUAUACCUCUGCCUGAGGGCUGGAGAGCUGCUCACACACGCACUUUCCUCCCCCCCCCCCCCCCCCCCCCCCCCAAACACUAGCAGCACAAGACCUGGCAAACCAGGUUACAGACUGGAUGCAAUCCUCAGUGCAGCUUUUUGGUUUCAUCUCGAUGUUACAGGGAUGCUGAAAGUUUCACAACACUCAAAAAGUCAGAUGAGCAAUAGUGCAUGUUUUUACUCAUUUUUUUUUUUAUUUUCAGUAAUGCACUACAAAUCAUGGACACACUUAGAGAACAAGAACAAAAAAUAAGGAACACACUGCAUGCAGUAGGGCACAAUAGUACAUUAAAAGUUAUUUGAAAAAA